AUGAUAUCCAGGAGUAUAACCGUUUUCAAACCUUUGAUAUCCAGAAGGUGUGCAUCAAUAGACUACCUAGUGUCUGCAAUACCUCCGUUACCCAAGCCGGUACAGCCGAAAAUACCUAUCCAACCACAAAAGUCAAAGGAAUGGAUAAAGGAAAUCAUUGCUCCUUCAAAGCUAAAUGAAAUCUUUAAAGCACCUGAAUACCAACAAUUUACAACUCCUGAAAUAACGAAAUCACAAACCUUCUUUAAUAAUCUGAAAGUUGAACUUGAAUGGACACUAGCAGACUAUGACGAGAUUCCGGAUGUCAAGUAUGAACGUCUUUCCAAAGCAAGACAAGAACGCUACGAAGAAAUGGACCCCUAUAACAAAACUGAAUACGAUGAAACUAUUGCAAACUCCAAAAAGUCAUUCGGAAUUAAUCCCAGGCAUUUACGUCCGCUUCCGGAGGUAUUAAUCAUGGGACACACUAAUGUAGGCAAAUCCUCCUUGGUAAAUAGUUUAUUGGUUGGUAAUAAAAAGGGAGUUAACAAAAGUGCGGAAUUGGCGUAUGUGUCUUCUCGCGCUGGAUAUACAAAAACGUUGAACUGUUUCAAUAUCGGAAGCAAGCUUCGAUUCGUCGACAGUCCUGGGUAUGGUAGAUUUGGAGAUGACAAACAAGGGAAAGCAGUUAUCGACUAUAUAAGUCAUCGUACUCAACUUAAGAAAGUGUUGGUGUUGGUAGAUUCAGUUGAAGGUGUUAAAGAAGAAGAUAUGUAUAUAGUUGACCACCUAGUGAAUGAGGGUGUUCCAUUUGAUUUGGUCUUCACCAAGGUUGAUCAAGUUAUUUACAAAUUUAUACCAAGAAAAUCAAUCAAACAAGGGUCACAACCAGAUGUGGAAAAAAUUAAUGAAAAUAUCGUGAAUUACUACAAGGAAAUCCUAUUUGAUUCUAAUACCUUGGAAAUGGCGUUGUCUCCUAGGAUAUUCUUUACAAAUGCCAGAGUUAAUAAAUAUGUCCCGGAAGCAUUUGGUACUAAAGAGAUAAGGUGCUCCGUUCUUCAAAAUUGUGGAUUACUUUAG
Messenger RNA from Spathaspora passalidarum NRRL Y-27907, 1059 nucleotides. RefSeq lists its product as uncharacterized. The coding region runs from base 1 to 1059 and encodes 352 amino acids. Gene Ontology annotation, molecular function: GTP binding. The transcript has a single exon. Lineage: Eukaryota; Fungi; Ascomycota; Pichiomycetes; Serinales; Debaryomycetaceae. The record is from RefSeq and is a predicted model, not a curated record. Gene Ontology annotation, cellular component: mitochondrion.